Molecule: messenger RNA, 673 nt
Organism: Drosophila subobscura
Lineage: Eukaryota; Metazoa; Arthropoda; Insecta; Diptera; Drosophilidae
Product: caltractin
Exons: 1
Coding region: 22-564 (180 amino acids)
Biological process (GO): mitotic cell cycle; centriole replication
Cellular component (GO): centriole; centrosome
Molecular function (GO): calcium ion binding
Source: RefSeq, a predicted model, not a curated record
UAGAACGGAAAUAGACUGAAAAUGGAUAGCGCUGUGUCUUCGGCGUCAUUGAUGCAAUCGACGGUAUCGCUGUCCAAGGCCAAGAAGCCGAAACGCGAACGAUUGCCGACAUUCGAUUUAUCGCUGGAGCAGAAAAACGAUAUUAAGAAGGCAUUCGAUUUAUUUGACACGAACUGCACGGGCUUUAUCGAGGAGAAGGAGCUGCGUGUGGCCAUCCGUGCCUUGGGCUUUGAGCCCAAGAAGGAGGAGAUCAAGAGCAUGAUGGAUGAGAUUGACAAGGACAAGACAGGGCGCAUAGCGUUCAAUGAUUUUCUAUAUCUAAUGCGUCUGAAGAUGUCCGAGAAGGACUCUAUGCAGGACAUGCUGAAGGCUUUUGCCUUCUUCGACGAUGAUCGCACUGGGCGCUGCUCAUUCGCCAAUUUGAAGCGUGUGGCCAAGGAGCUUGGGGAGAAGCUCACCGACGAGGAGCUGCAGGAGAUGAUCGACGAGGCCAAUGCCAGUGGCGAUGGCGAGGUCACACGCCAGGAGUUUUUGGACUUCACAAAGAAAACUUUUCUUAUUUAAAUUCCCUUUUUUACUGAUUUGUAUAUUGCUUUGCGUUUGGGGAAACGACGUUGUUAAUGGAUUAACAUAGAAUAUUGAUUUACACAUCGUUUCAGGUGGCAUGCCACGA